Hippocampus comes (tiger tail seahorse) is the source of this 6623-nucleotide messenger RNA. RefSeq names its product immunoglobulin superfamily, member 9b (gene igsf9b). The transcript is spliced from 22 exons. The record is from RefSeq and is a predicted model, not a curated record. The coding region runs from base 474 to 6470 and encodes 1998 amino acids. Gene Ontology annotation, biological process: cell-cell adhesion. Lineage: Eukaryota; Metazoa; Chordata; Actinopteri; Syngnathiformes; Syngnathidae. Gene Ontology annotation, molecular function: protein binding.
GUAUCAACAUUGGGUUUUGGCUAAAACUGCUGGUGCGUUUUUUCCCUGGUGAAGCGAGCGGCCGUCUGAAGGGAAGGUGCACUGUAUGGUGAAUUUUCCUCUCAGGAAUUUUAUUUUCGGAUCUCACUUAUCUAUUUCAGCUACUUUCAGCCACACUGAAUGAAGACUCCUGCAACAGACCCGCGAUAAGUUUAAAUGGACUUUAAACUGCCCUGGGCUGGACUGUCUGUUUCUUGAAUUUCUAUCCUUAAGAAGUCUGAUCAAAAUGAGGGAUUAAUAUUUUUGUGGGGGAGCUGAAAAUGUAACUACUAUUUCAACUCAUCCAAGGUCCUUGACAUUAUUUAUCAAAGUGAUCAAAUAAACUUGAAGUGGAUCUGAAAGAAGAGUCUAAACACCCAUGGAUUGAAACGUUAAAGUUCCAAAAGUGCCUCAAGCAAGGUCAGAAGAUGUGUGAAGCAGUGUGACGGACGGCCAUGGGACUGGAGAGACGGUGGCUUCAGGUGAUCCCCACCGUUGCAGCCAUCUUUCUGCUAAGUGCGUCUCAAGGUUUGCCAUCAGUUGUCCGUGGCAGAGAGGGGGGCUCUGCUGAGCUGGGCUGCAGUCUCACUCCAAAAUCUCACGACGCCACCAGUCCAAACCUCUUCCCUUUACAUGUGGUGGAGUGGGUGCGGCUCGGUUACAACGUUCCCGUCCUCAUCAAAUUUGGAGUGUAUGCUCCUCGGGUUCAUCCCACGUACAAGGGGCGGGUCUCCCUGACCCGUGGCGCCUCCCUGCUGGUGGAACGGCUGACCCUUGAGGAUGAGGGCUGGUUCGAGUGUCGCAUCCUGCUCCUGGACAGCAAAACGGACGACUUCCAAAACGGCACGUGGACCUUCCUCUCCAUCACAGCUCCACCGGUGUUUAUCAAGAUGCCUCCAACUUUUGUGGAGGUUUUGCUCGGAGACUCGCUGACGCUCAGCUGCGGAGCUCAUGGCAACCCUCGCCCAACUGUUGUGUGGCACAAAGAUGAGAGCCCGAUUGAGAAACAUGAAAAAAUCAAAGUACACAAUGGUACCUUGUCUUUGACCUCAGCCACAAGAAGCAUUUCUGGAGUAUAUAAAUGUCAUGUUUCCAAUUCAGAGGGCAACCUGACACAUGAGACGCAGCUUCAGGUCAAAGGUCCCCCAAUCAUCAUCAUCUCGCCAGAGGACACCACUCUCAAUAUGUCCCAGGAUGCCGUUUUGCAGUGCCAGGCUGACGCUUACCCUUCCAACCUCACGUACGAGUGGAUGAAACAAGGACAGAAUGUUUACCAUAUUGAAUCUUUAAAAUCCAGAGUGAAGGUUUUGGUGGACGGAACCCUUUUAAUCCCUAAUUUAAUUCCAGAAGAUGCUGGAAACUAUACCUGUAUCCCUACAAAUGGGAUAUUGACUCCGCCCUCAGCCUCAGCACAUCUCAAAGUGAAACACCCUGCUCGAGUUGUGCGAAUGCCCAGGGAAACCUACUUGCCCUCCGGCAUGGAGGGGGUCAUUGUGUGUCCUGUCCAGGCGGAUCCUCCUGUCUUAUAUGUGAACUGGACCAAAGAUGGGAACAAUUUAAAUCUUGACAAUUUCCCGGGCUGGAUGGUGAACUCUGAGGGCUCAGUUUUCAUAGCAACGGCAAACGACAAUGCCGUGGGCAUGUACAGCUGCACUGCGUAUAACAGCUACGGCACCAUGGGUCAGUCUGAGCCCACCAACGUCAUUGUGCAGGAUCCACCCACAUUCCAAGUCCCUCCUCGGCCUGAGUAUCUUCAGGAGGUGGGCAGAGAGUUGAUCAUCCCUUGUGAAGCCGAUGGAGAUCCCGCGCCAAACAUAACAUGGAGCAAGAUUGGUCCUAGUCCUCGUUCUCAGUACUUUGUGUUGGCUAAUGGUUCCCUCCUGCUGCAACCUCUCAGUAAAGACCACCACGGGGGCUGGGAAUGCUUGGCCUCUAAUCGUGUAGCAACUGUCAGCGCAGGCACUGUGGUAAUGGUGCUGGGUACCAGUCCUCAUGCUGUGUCUUCAGUGUCUGUAAACACUGAGAUAAAUCAAGCGAAUGUGUCCUGGGUGCCUGGGUUUGAUGGGGGAUACACCCAGAAGUUCACUGUGUGGGUCAAACAAGCAUCCAGAGGUAAACAUGAAUGGGCAUCUUUACCUGUGCCCACAUCCAAAAAGUACUUGUUGGUCACUAGUCUUCUGGCUGCGACUAGUUAUCAGUUCAGUGUCCUACCUCAGAAUAAACUGGGCUCUGGACCUUUCAGUGAAAUUGUGACUGUAAGAACCCAAGCCGUACCAACAGAAGCCCCAACUGUCAUCACCACUCUGCUAACACUCGAACCGCCCGUAAUCUUGUCUGCUAACCGGACCAGACAAGGUGUUCUUCUCCAGUGGUCACCCCCUGACAUUCCAUCCUCUCCGCUGUCAAGUUAUGUGCUUCAGGCUCGUCGGAAUCAGGGCCAGUGGGUCAUCCUUAGCAACGACAUCAGUGCCAAUGAGAGUGAAGUCCUUGUACAGGGACUGCUUCGCGAUUCCAGUUAUGAUCUGAGGCUAAUAUCCCGCAGCAAUCAAGUGCGCAGUGAACCAAGUGAUUUUGUCAGUAUAUCUACUGCAGGGAUGGAGAUUUACCCCCUGAGCCCUAGUUUCUUGGAGCUUGUCCCCGCGCCACUCCUGGCAGGUGUGCUCGGAGGGGUGUGCUUCCUUUUUAUGGCCAUUGUGCUCUCAUUAGUAACAGCUUGCUAUAUGAGAAACUGGAGAGAGCGUCGGCGCAGGAAGAGGCAACAAGAUGUCCCAUCCGCUUUCCAGAAGAGUCCAUCUUCAGAAGCUUGCUCUCCUCCCCGCAGCCCAGACAGUGUGUUGAAACUGAAGCUGUGUCCAUCCAUUCCCUUCUUCCCCACGUCCUCCUCACAAUACGGCCGCUCCUCUUUCGAUAAAGGCAGUCGAGGAGAGUACCAAGACCAGCGCAAGCAACUUUUGGCCAACUCAUCUCCACCACCGCAUUACACACUCUUUGAGAGCCACCUGGGGUCCCAGGCUCCCUCCCCAACAUCUUUAGAGUCUAUUCACAGAGGCCCAGAUGGACGUUUCAUAAUCCAACCUCUAAUAGAGAGUUCCAGUCCCUCCAAUAAGAAAAAUCUCAAGGACAUAUUGCAAAGUAACGGCGGUGCAAGUGGCUCAGGAAGCAACCGGACAUCCUUUAGGGACUCCCCAAAAUCAAGUAUCCUGAGUUCCGACAAGGACGAGAAGAAGAAUUCGCCACUUACUGUGGAUGUGCUGGAGCUUAGCAGGCCUACGUCCUCCCCUGGAAGAGUACGGGCCAUCGCUCGGAACUUCUCCCGUCAUGGCUGCUUUUACUCUGAUGAUGAACAUGGCUCAGAGAACCUCCUGGAAAGAGCAAGCUUCUAUUCAGACAACAGUGAGAAAAAACCCAGUGAUUCUAUGAAAAGGCACCGCAUGCCAGCCCGCACUGAAGACCUUUUCCCCAUUUUGUCAAGGAGAACCUAUAUUUUGGAUAGAGAGGCAGACAGACCACCGUCCUCAGACUAUCAGCCUAUGGCCAGUCACCUUACUGAUGACAGCACACUUCUCACACAACUUGACAGCGAACUGGAGAGUGAUAGCAUCAAAAAGUGCUUACAACUGGCCAAGGAGAGGGAGGAAAUGGAGCGUGAGCUGGAACGCUAUACGACCAAUCACAGAAACCAAGACGAUGGAAAAGAGAGCCCUAAAUGUAGCGUAUCCCAGUCCGAUGAAGAACCUGUAUGGAAACUCCAAGAUGUUACACUCCGUCAAAAACACAAGCCCUCAGGCCACACGAGUCGGGUAGCAGACUAUCGAAGGGCGUGUUACUUUGGGAGCACGAGUAGUCCUACGGACCAAGUUCCUCCAUCUCACAUUGAGUGGGACAUUAGCCCUGUUACAGCCAUAACUCACCUUGUUCCAGGAAAGAGCCACUGGGAGACCACAUCAACAGGAUUACAAAAGUUACAGCAUCCUCAUUCGUGCGCGGAAACUACGGACUCUCUUGCUGUUGAUUUAUCACAUUCUCCAGUGACUCAGAACACCUCCCUUCCCAUGCCUUCCACGGAUGUGACAUUUGAAAACUCCACAGUUCGAUGUUUGGCGAUGUCCCCGAGAGCCAAGUCACUGAGUCCUCACAGAGAUUCAGAUCUGUGUAGUAGGUCUAUGACGGAGGGCCUAAGGGAAAAUAUUAGUGUUGGAGGUGCUCCGUCACGGUCCAGGAAUUCAUAUGCGUAUGGCACUCGAAAUUGGGGCUCUCGAAGUCCUUUAGUUUUCAGUAAGCGGUCUGCAAGUCCAGGUUUUACCGCUUCGACAUUAUAUGCAGCCACAAGGGAUCCCGGUCCCCCAGGUGUCCCAACCUCACUCUGUGAGCAUCAAGUUAAAUCAAAUGGCACAGAGAGUAAACAUCAAGGCUCUGAAGACCAUCACAGCUUUGGAUCAGAAAGAGAAGGUGUCCGAGCACACUCGAGGAGGAGCGAAAAAUGUCUUAGUCCCAGCCCUAUGUCGACACUGAAUCUUGUUGAAGAAGCUGAAAGUGAUCCAUCCCAAUUUUCUAUCCCCAGAAUGUCAGGGUCAUUCAAGACCAAGCCAGCUGCAUCCCCUCCUAAAAUGUCGUCACUGCAGACGAGUGCAAUUCUGGAAUACCUAAGCCUUCCAGGUUUUAUUGAGAUGAGCGUAGAUGAUCCUGCGGAACAAGCUGAAGUUACAGCUGCCGCUGGACACUUUUUGGACCAAAAAUCUGUACAGUCCAUCGUGGCUAAGCCUGAUGUAGUCCCUAAAAACUGGGAGGUUCAUGUCCAGGAAAUUGCAGAAACUGAAUCAAGCAAAAUGAAGGGUUGCUUUGAACCAUCACAUUCUCGAGAAAAACAUGGCUUUAGGCCUCAGGUUGAAGCACGGGAAUCUCUGCCUCGAGUAAGGUUUCCAGACGACAUAAGACCACUCUCACCUGCUCCAGAAAAAACCAGCAAACAACUAUAUAAUGAAAAAACACAGACUCGAGCUGAAACUAAAAGCGGUGAGUCAAGACCGGGUUCCAGACCAGCUCACACUUUGCUCAGUGCCGCAAAAGGCAUGGUGGACAUUGUGUCAAAACAUUCUCCGAGCUUCAUGGAUAGUAGUGAGUCUUUAUCUGAGCAAUCCCAAAAACAAGGUUCUCAGGGCAGUCGGACCAAUAACAUUGCAUUGCGAAUAAGCCAAGCCCCUGUGCCAUUUCUGAAGAAAUCCUUAAGUGUCGGCCCUUGUAGAACACUCUCAGGUAUGGGACCCCCCCGACCUUUCCUUAAGAAAUCUAUCAGUUUUGGCUCCCCGAGAUGGGAGCACAUUGAGAGCCCGAGGACAUACAUCUCUGAGAAAUGUUACUGGGAUGAGCUCCCAAACCCAGAUGUCAGGGUGAAAUCUUACAGCUUAGGUCGCACUCCAUCUUCCUUUCUCCGGCCAGGUCCUUCCUGGAGAGAGUACAUCCCCCUCAGGCGUCCCACCGUGGGGAGUUUGGAUAGGCCCCGAUGCGCGCAAAGAUCUAGUCCCUCCUACUUCACCCCUACCAUGUACCCACCCAGAGAAAGGCCAGUCUCCCCAGUGUCGGAACACUGCGAUUCACAAAGGCAAGCGGCAGUUUUCUCUGAUUCCUCAAGGUGGUCCCCCUCUUACCAAGAUAUGCUGAGAUCUGCUCAGUACAAAUACGUCCCCAUGUCCACCAGCAUCCCAGUUCCCAAUCAUCACCCCUGGCCCGGACCCAGAUCAGAGAACAUGCGGCUGAUGUAUCCCAGAACGGGUCCCCCGAGGUCCUACCUGCCCAGAGGCAUCAGUUGGCCCUCACCCAUCUGCAUGCCUUUCCCUCAGAGGGAGGUUGACAGUUACAGACAGGCAGACAGAAUGAUGAGGAGGUUUGGAGAGACAGAGCCUCGAGAGGUCAGAGAAGGAGGCAGGGCCAGCUAUGCCAGUCAGAGCAGCGGGAGGGGCAGUGCCGGUCCCUUCCGCCAGUCAAUUUCCAUCACUCCCACACUGCUCAGCUCCCCCGAAACCACAGAGGAGAGUGAGCGGCACAGAGCUGAGCUGGAUCCGCCUGAGAGGAGAUCGAAAAGUAGAAGGAACACGUCAGUAGAUGAAAGUUAUGAGUGGGAUUCUGCUGACGCAUGCGUGGACUCUGAAGUCCUGGAGGCCUUGAGGUUUGAUCCGUCACAAGCAGAUUUCCAGAGAAGCAGAGGGAGGCUUGUUUGCGAUCAACCUGCUGGCCUCCAGGACCAAAGAAACAAAGGCUCACCUCCCCCAGCCUGCCCACCUGUUUCCAACACACCUUGCAGCCAGUACCGCCAAUCCCUUAGCGAGGCGCGUUUCAACGCUCUCCGGCAGGAGUACCAAGAGUACAGGCGGGGUCAGGAGUCCAUCUCUCCCCACGAGCCGUUCCUCACCCCUGGACACGAUUCGGACUCUGACAUCAACUCAGCACUGCUGUAGAAGCAGAAUUUGGUGCGUCUGAGAAAGACAGCGAAUAGCAAACAACGGGGUGAUGCAUGCUCACUUCACGUGGAAAGACUCUUUUUGUUUCUGCUUAGAAGGGAUUAUUGAAUUUUAUAAAAGCUUCUGCAACGGUGUUGAUUUUUUUUUUUU